Messenger RNA from Arabidopsis arenosa, 3075 nucleotides. The record is from the annotation of a GenBank genome assembly. Lineage: Eukaryota; Viridiplantae; Streptophyta; Magnoliopsida; Brassicales; Brassicaceae.
CAAGGUAAAGAAAGGAUUGUUGACAAGAACUAAAGAUCUCCAAGAAGAUAAUGGAAGAUCCACUUUUAUUGGAAGACGAUCAGAUAAUCACCGGAAGUCUUAAGCCGACGCCGACAUGGAGGAUGAAUUUCACGGCCGAGCUAAAGAACGUCAGUCGCAUGGCGUUGCCUAUGGCCACCGUGACCGUUGCUCAAUAUCUAUUGCCUGUUAUCUCAGUCAUGGUCGCCGGCCACCGCAGCGAACUUCAGCUCUCCGGCGUCGCUCUUGCCACUUCUUUUGCAAACGUCUCUGGCUUCAGCCUCAUGUUUGGUUUAGUUGGUGCACUUGAAACUCUAUGUGGCCAAGCUUAUGGAGCAAAACAAUACGCGAAAAUCGGAACUUACACUUACUCUGCAAUAGUCUCAAACGUACCUAUAGUUGUUCUCAUAUCGAUUCUCUGGUUUUACAUGGACAAACUCUUGAUUUCAAUCGGACAAGAUCCUGACAUCUCCAAGGUAGCUGGUUCCUACGCGGUUUGUCUUAUACCGGCAUUGUUAGCUCAAGCGGUGCAACAACCUUUGAAUCGGUUUCUCCAGACUCAGGGCUUGGUUCUUCCUCUUCUCUACUGUGCCAUCACCACACUUUUGUUCCAUAUAUUCGUUUGUUUGGUUCUGGUUUACGCGUUUGGUCUUGGAAGCAAUGGAGCCGCAUUGGCUAUUGGUUUGUCUUACUGGUUUAAUGUCUUGAUUCUUGCUUUAUAUGUGAGAUUUUCAAGCUCUUGCGAGAAGACUCGCGGCUUUGUAUCCGAUGAUUUCGUGUUGAGUGUCAAGCAGUUUUUUCAGUAUGGGAUACCAUCAGCAGCAAUGACUACCAUCGAAUGGUCGUUGUUUGAGCUCCUUAUAUUAUCCUCAGGACUCCUCCCAAACCCGAAACUCGAGACCUCUGUUCUUUCCAUUUGUCUUACAACAUCAUCUCUCCAUUAUGUCAUUCCAAUGGGUAUCGGGGCGGCUGGAAGCGUACGGGUUUCAAACGAAUUGGGAGCGGGGAAUCCGGAGGUUGCUAGGCUGGCAGUGCUUACCGGUAUUUUCCUUUGGUUCCUAGAGGCUACCAUUUGUAGCACACUUCUCUUCAUUUGCAGAAAUAUCUUCGGCUACGCCUUCAGCAACAGCAAAGAAGUUGUGGACUAUGUCACAGAGCUAUCUCCUUUGCUUUGUAUCUCAUUUAUGGUUGAUGGAUUUUCUGCAGUGCUUGGUGGGGUUGCUAGGGGAAGUGGAUGGCAACAUAUUGGAGCUUGUGCAAAUGUUGUGGCUUACUAUCUCCUAGGAGCUCCGGUUGGACUUCUCUUAGGAUUUUGGUGUCACAUGAACGGUAAAGGGCUAUGGAUCGGUGUGGUGGUUGGGUCUACGGCGCAAGGAAUCAUACUAGCUAUAGUCACUGCUUGCAUGAGUUGGAAUGAGCAGGCUGCCAAGGCAAGAAAGAGAAUAGUUAUUGAUAAAUGUCUCCUCUCUGAAGUCGUGCGUUCUCAUGUCUGUUCUCUAUCACAAGUUCCAAGGAAGAUAAUGGAAGAUCCACUUUUAUUGGGUCAUGAUCAGUUAAUCACUAGAAACCUAAAGUCAACGCCGACAUGGAGGAUGGAUUUUACGGCGGAGCUGAAGAACGUCAGCCGCAUGGCGGCGCCUAUGGCCACCGUGACCGUUGCUCAAUAUCUAUUGCCCGUUAUCUCGGUCAUGGUAGCCGGCCACCGCGGUGAACUCCAGCUGUCUGGUGUCGCUCUUGCCACUGCUUUCGCAAACGUCUCCGGCUUUGGCAUCAUGUAUGGUUUAGUGGGUGCACUUGAAACUCUAUGUGGCCAAGCUUAUGGAGCAAAACAAUACGAUAAAAUCGGAACUUACACUUACUCUGCAAUAGUCUCAAACGUACCCAUUUGUCUUCUUAUAUCUAUCCUCUGGUUUUACAUGGACAAACUCUUGAUUUCAAUCGGACAAGACCCUGACAUCUCCAAGGUAGCUGGUUCCUAUGCGGUUUGUCUAAUACCAGCAUUGUUAGCUCAAGCGGUACAACAACCUUUGACUCGGUUUCUCCAGACUCAGGGUUUGGUUCUCCCUCUUCUCUACUGUGCCAUAACCACCCUUUUGUUUCAUAUACCCGUUUGUUUGACUCUGGUUUACGCGUUUGGUCUUGGAAGCAAUGGAGCCGCCUUGGCUAUUGGUUUGUCUUACUGGUUUAAUGUCUUAAUUCUUGCUUUAUAUGUGAGAUUUUCAAGAUCUUGCGAGAAGACUCGGGGUUUUGUAUCCGAUGAUUUCGUGUUGAGUGUCAAGCAGUUUUUUCAGUAUGGGAUACCAUCAGCAGCAAUGACUACCAUAGAAUGGUCGUUGUUUGAGCUCCUUAUAUUGUCCUCAGGACUCCUCCCAAACCCGAAACUCGAGACCUCUGUUCUUUCGAUUUGUCUUACAACAUCAUCUCUCCACUGUGUCAUUCCAAUGGGUAUCGGGGCUGCUGGAAGCACACGGAUUUCAAACGAAUUGGGAGCGGGGAAUCCCGAGGUUGCUAGGCUGGCAGUGUUCGCCGGUAUUUUCCUGUGGUUCCUAGAGGCUACCAUUUGUAGCACACUUCUCUUCACUUGCAAAAAUAUCUUCGGGUAUGCCUUCAGCAAUAGUAAAGAAGUUGUGGACUAUGUCACGGAGCUAUCUUCUCUGCUUUGUCUCUCAUUUAUGGUUGAUGGAUUUUCUUCAGUUCUCGAUGGGGUUGCUAGGGGAAGUGGGUGGCAAAAUAUUGGAGCUUGGGCAAAUGUGGUGGCUUACUAUCUCCUAGGAGCUCCGGUUGGAUUUUUCUUAGGAUUUUGGUGUCACAUGAACGGUAAAGGGCUAUGGAUUGGUGUGGUCGUUGGGUCUAUGGCUCAAGGCAUCAUACUAGCUAUAGUCACUGCUUGCAUGAGUUGGGAGGAGCAGGCUGCCAAGGCAAGAAAAAGAAUAGUUGGAAGAACAUUGGAGUGAAAACACACAAGUUUAAACUUAACUGGUACUCUUUCUGUUUAUAUAUAAGUGUACGUUUAAGGUUUUGACACGUGUAUUAAGAAAAUAAAUAAAGUUUCUACCU